AUGUCUCAUGAAUUCACCGAAGCAGAGAUUGGUGUCUUUCAAGAGACCUUCUCACACUUUGACGUGGAUGGCGAUGGUGUGAUCUCCAGGAAGGAGCUGGGGACAGUCAUGCGCUCCCUUGAGCACAUUCUGGUCCACCUCCAGGAGACCUUCACCGAUGAGAAGGUGGAGGACAUGGUCAAGGAGGCUGACAUGGAUGGAGAUGGGAAAGUCACCUUUGACGAGUUUGUGAGCAUGCUGGCAAAGAAGGAAGCAUCAUAAAGGAGAGCAGCUCUUGUCUUGGUACAGAUUGAGAUUAUGGAU
Messenger RNA from Candoia aspera, 303 nucleotides. Its product is annotated as calmodulin-like. Bases 1 to 261 code for a protein of 86 amino acids. The transcript has a single exon. NCBI's taxonomy places the organism in Eukaryota, Metazoa, Chordata, Lepidosauria, Squamata, Candoiidae. The record is from RefSeq and is a predicted model, not a curated record. Gene Ontology annotation, molecular function: enzyme regulator activity; calcium ion binding.